GGAGAGGAGAAGUUGUGGUUUUCAUUCGUUGGUUUGGUGGUUGUUUUUGGAUCUGAUAGCUUCUUCGCCUUUCUCUCUCUUUUUAAGAAAACAGAGACAAAGACAAAAACAAAAACAGCUACAACAUUAUACAUAGCCAAAUCAAAUAAACAAACAUAAUCAAUUAUAUAUUGCUUUACUUUCUUUCCCCAACCUCCCAACAUUUCUUUCUUUCUCUGCUUGAUCUUUUAAACCUUCCUUUUUCGACACUUUUUGUGGAGAUCACGAAGAAUAUAAAGGCACUGUGUUUCUUUGGCUGUGAAUGGAAGGAAAGAAGGAAGGAAGGAAAGAGGCUGACUAAUAGAAAUAUAUUUUUUGAGUUGUUGAAUUUUCAGUAGCGCUCGUAGCUUGUAUUAUUAUGAUUAUUUGUUUGUUUUUGAGAUGUUGUAUUUGAAACAGCCUAGCUCUAUUAUAUGUAAAGGCUGUGAUCAUUUGAGGUAAAUUUAUAAAGAAUUCACCGACUGGUGCAUGCUUUUGUGAUCAUUUCCCUGAGCCGGGGGCUCGGGGGAGAUCUGAACUGUCAAUUUUGAGAUUUUUGAGAGAGUGUCCGGUGAUGGCGUUAUCAGAGAACGGGACCUUCUCUCGGUCACUUUGUUUGCAAAAAUUCCGGCUCUACGAGACCCGAUCGAUGUUUUACAUGAUAGGAAGAGACAAGGAUAGAACUUAUUGGAGAGUGCUAAAGAUUGACCGGUCAGAUCCUUCAGACCUAAACAUCCGUGAAGAUUCUACCACGUAUACUGAAGGUCAGUGUUCUGAGUUGUUGAGACGGAUACAUGAAGGGAACUUAUCGACUGGUGGUCUGAAAUUUGUCACUACUUGUUAUGGCAUUAUUGGGUUUGUUAAGUUUUUGGGCCCUUACUACAUGCUGCUUAUCACAAAAAGACGGCAUAUUGGUGCAAUACGUGGUCAUAAUGUUUAUGCUGUUUCCAAAACAGAGAUGAUUCCACUUCCGAAUUCAAGUGUCCAGUGCAGUCUCACUGAUUCUAGGAACGAAAGCAGAUACAAGAAGCUUCUGUGCAUGGUGGAUCUUACAAAGGACUUCUUUUUCAGCUACUCAUACCAUGUUAUGUGUAGUCUUCAAAAGAACUUAUAUGAUACUCAGACAGGGCAGGUCCUCUAUGAAACCAUGUUUGUUUGGAAUGAGUUUUUGACCCGAGGAAUCCGGAACCACCUCCAGAAUACUAUGUGGACUGUUGCAUUGGUAUAUGGCUUCUUUAAACAGGACACACUUUCUGUAUCUGGACGCGAUUUCAAACUUACCCUUAUUGCAAGACGUUCACGACAUUAUGCUGGUACUAGGUAUUUGAAACGAGGUGUGAAUGAGAAAGGUAGAGUAGCUAAUGAUGUUGAGACAGAGCAGAUUGUGUUUGAAGAUGUUCCUGAAGGCUUUCCAGUGCAAAUAAGUUCUGUUGUCCAGAACCGUGGUUCCAUCCCGCUUUUUUGGUCACAGGAAACCUCACGUUUGAAUAUUAAACCAGAUAUUAUAUUGUCAAAGAAGGACCAAAAUUAUGAAGCCACCAGACUUCAUUUCAAAAAUCUUGUGAAGAGAUAUGGAAACCCUAUUAUUAUUUUGAAUUUGAUUAAGACACAAGAGAAGAAGCCUCGUGAAUCAAUUCUUCGUCAAGAGUUUGCUAAUGCAAUUGAUUUUAUUAACAAAGAUUCAUCAGAGGAAAAUCGCCUGAGGUUUCUUCAUUGGGAUUUACAUAAACAUUCCCGAAGCAAUGCAACAAAUGCCUUGCUAAUUUUGGGAAAAGUGGCUACAUUUGCGCUGACAUUAACAGGGUUCUUUUAUUGUCGAGUAAUGCCAGCCCUGAGGCCAGAUGAAUGCAUAAACUGGCCUUCUUCCAAGAAUGUGGACAAUGGCAGCUUCUCUCAGAAUAUUUGUGAAAUUGAUAAUGAAGAUGCACACAGCUUAGGGAGGAAUCAUAGUGUUGGUAAUGGUGUUGCUAAUGGAGACCAUCCUAUUAAGUCUCCCAAGUUACAGAGGGGUGUGCUGAGGACCAAUUGCAUAGACUGCCUGGACCGUACAAAUGUUGCUCAGUAUGCAUAUGGGCUGGCUGCUCUUGGAAAACAGCUUCACACUCUAGGGGUUAUAGAUACCCCAAAGAUUGACCUGGGUGCUCCAUUGGCAGAUGAUUUGAUGGGGUUUUAUGAAAGAAUGGGUGACACACUUGCACACCAAUAUGGUGGCUCGGCAGCUCACAAUAAGAUAUUCUCGGAGAGACGGGGUCAGUGGAAAGCGGCUACCCAGUCCCAGGAGUUCUUCAGAACUCUUCAACGGUAUUAUAGCAACGCAUACAUGGAUGCCGAGAAACAAGAUGCAAUUAAUGUAUUUCUGGGCCACUUCCGGCCACAACAGGGUAAACCUGCACUCUGGGAGCUGGAUUCAGACCAGCAUUAUAGUAUGGGAAGAAGUGGGCAAACAAAUGUUGAUGAUGAUGGAAGGUCACUUUUCAAGAGAUCGUUUUCAGAUGGAAACAUACUUGGUGAAACUGGAUCACCCAUGUCUGCCACGAAUGUCAAGCAGGAGAAAGUUUGCCGUUCGGGUUUUCCCAAUCAAUUGCAGGGAGGAAGCAAUGGUCUUUUAGAGUCAUCUCCUGAGAUAUCAACCUCUGAAAGUGAUAUGGCAUUUUCAAGGUAUACUCCCUCGAUGCCUCGCAAGCAGCUGUUUGGAGAAAUGCAAAGAGACCGAUACCUUGAAAGUGAUCAUAUAUACUUCUCUGAAAAUGGAGAUGCAUCCAGCUUCUCAAACUUUGUUGAUCUGGACUGGCUAUCAUCCUCUGGAAAUUCAUGUGAGGAAGAUCCAUAUGAAAGGUCAUCAAUGCUUACAAGCUCACCAAUUGCUGGGCUAUCAUUAGAGAAUGUUGUCAAUGGAGUAAUUGGAGAUUCUACCCCUUCCACUAGUGAAUGCGGAUCCAGCAUAAAGGGAAGGGAGCAGACUGGAACAGAAAUAGAGCUAUGCUACGUGGAUGCUGAGGAUUCCAAUGUUCUUGAAGACUAUUCCGAUAGCUUCGUCCAUUGGGUAACCUAUGGAGAGACGCUCUGCCAUUGAAGUGGGACUCAUAUAUUUCCCUGGAUUUAAUCAUUCAACUCAAGACGAUCCAAAUCAGCCAACUCAUCAAUGCAUAACAAAAAUCAUUGGAUCAAGGAGAAACAAAGCAGCAGUAGGGUUGCAGUCUUGGUAAUCCUUCAAUCCUGUGUUUUUUACAAUUCGCAGAAUUGAUUCCAUCUGAACCAGAGCCGGUAACAAAUUAGGGUAAAAGAGUAAAUAGCAGCAGCAGCAGCAGUAAAAAUUCUUUUUGGAGCUCAUGACUUUGUUAUUCCAUGUGUUUAUGGUCAAUUUGAAUCUUGUAAAUAUAUAAGUACUUGGCUCUAUGAGAGCUCCAGUUUUAGAGUUUAAGGUAAUUAAUUCUUUAUUUGUUUGUUCAUGUUUAUUUUAUUAGUGGUCCGAGGUGAAUUACUAACAUUCAAGUUAAAACAUAUUUUGGAAGAAAGGCCAACAACAACAUUAGGACUGAUGUUGUUACUAAUUUAGUGUCUGUUCUCCUUAUUCGAUGCUCCUUUUCAUGGAAUUACUUUGAUGUCUA
This is a messenger RNA of Mangifera indica (mango), 3626 nucleotides long. Its product is annotated as phosphoinositide phosphatase SAC3-like. Gene Ontology annotation, cellular component: intracellular membrane-bounded organelle. Gene Ontology annotation, biological process: phosphatidylinositol dephosphorylation. Bases 593 to 3091 code for a protein of 832 amino acids. The transcript has 16 exons. Gene Ontology annotation, molecular function: phosphatidylinositol-3,5-bisphosphate 5-phosphatase activity. NCBI's taxonomy places the organism in Eukaryota, Viridiplantae, Streptophyta, Magnoliopsida, Sapindales, Anacardiaceae. The record is from RefSeq and is a predicted model, not a curated record.